UCGAGUCACUCGAAAAAGUUUUUACGGGCAGGGCAGCUCCAAAAAAAAUAAAUUUCAGAGUUCUAUUUCUAAUUGUUCUUAAAUAAAUUACUUAAAUAAGAAAUACAUUAGAAAUUGGUCAAUUAGAUUAAAUGCAGUAGUUAAAUUGCAUCAGUUAACUUGAAUGUUCUGUGAUUCAUACAUAAAUAAGUGCCCGUUUUAUACUCAUUACAUCUAGGAUAUAUACCCAGACUGAAGGAUGUCGAAAAACAAGUUGAACCUUACCUUGCCACCAGGAUCUGUCGACUCGACAGCCCAGCAAGUGGUUCCAACGCCUCCUUUCAAAACUCCAUCUGGCACCGAAAAACAUAGUUUGCUGGGGAAACCAAAGACUAGCAUUGAAGCUCUAACCGAGACGCUCGAGGAGCUCGAAAUGGAUGAUACCGCACGAAAGCGCAUCAAAGUAUUCCUCAGCCAAAAGGAGAAAAUUGGCGAGUUAAGCGAUGAGGAUUUAGAAAAACUGGGUGAAUUAGGAUCCGGAAACGGAGGUGUUGUAAUGAAAGUCAGACACAUUCCAACUCAACUUAUAAUGGCCCGCAAAUUGAUUCAUUUGGAAGUGAAACCGGCUAUUAAAAAGCAAAUCAUCAGAGAAUUGAAAGUAUUGCAUGAAUGCAACUUCCCACACAUUGUUGGUUUUUAUGGAGCUUUCUAUAGCGAUGGAGAAAUAAGUAUUUGCAUGGAAUACAUGGAUGGCGGAUCACUUGAUCUCAUAUUAAAACGUGCUGGUCGAAUACCAGAGUCAAUAUUGGGAAAGAUAACUUUAGCUGUGCUAAAAGGAUUGAGCUAUUUACGCGACAAGCAUGCAAUUAUGCACAGAGAUGUAAAACCAAGUAAUAUUUUAGUUAACAGCAGCGGCGAAAUAAAGAUCUGUGAUUUUGGAGUUUCUGGUCAGUUGAUUGAUUCGAUGGCGAACUCUUUUGUUGGAACGCGUAGUUAUAUGUCGCCAGAGCGGUUGCAAGGCACUCAUUAUUCCGUUCAGUCAGACAUCUGGUCACUUGGUCUGUCGUUAGUUGAAAUGGCUAUUGGUAUGUAUCCAAUUCCUCCGCCUGAUGCUAAUACCCUCAAAGCAAUAUUUGAUGAAAAUACCGAGGAGGGUAAUCAGGCAACAGUCGAACCCAAAAAUAUGGCAAUUUUCGAACUAUUAGAUUACAUAGUUAAUGAACCUCCACCCAAGUUAGAGCAUAACAUUUUUACUGAAGAUUUCAAAAAUUUUGUGGAUAUUUGUCUUAAGAAAAACCCAGAUGAGAGAGCUGAUCUCAAAACACUUUUGAACCAUGCAUGGAUUCGAAAAGCUGAAGUGGAAGAAGUCGAUAUUGCUGGAUGGGUAUGCAAGACUAUGGAUUUGCCACCUUCAACACCAAAGAGAAAUACAUCACCCAAUUGAUUUGAUUCUCUUUUAAUUUAAAUUUUAAGAAAAAGUCUUGUGUUUAUAUACAUAUUUGUUAAAAAUCACACUUUGCUCUUUUGAUUCAUUUUAGUCAGCCAGCAGUAUAAGAGUAUUAUUAUGUUUUUUUUUAUAGAUCUUCAACUAAAAACACUCAUAAAAUCUCCAUUAACGACAAACAAUAGCAAAAAAGAAGAGAACAUGGAAGAAGUGUGGUUUUUCUUCAAGUUAAUUGAAACGUUACUUGGGUCUACCUGUAUGAUUUUCCACA
This is a messenger RNA of Episyrphus balteatus (marmalade hoverfly), 1694 nucleotides long. RefSeq names its product dual specificity mitogen-activated protein kinase kinase dSOR1 (gene Dsor1). Gene Ontology annotation, molecular function: protein kinase activity; ATP binding. The transcript is spliced from 5 exons. Gene Ontology annotation, biological process: protein phosphorylation. The record is from RefSeq and is a predicted model, not a curated record. Lineage: Eukaryota; Metazoa; Arthropoda; Insecta; Diptera; Syrphidae. Bases 239 to 1423 code for a protein of 394 amino acids.